This is a messenger RNA of Ascochyta rabiei, 1824 nucleotides long. RefSeq lists its product as uncharacterized. The coding region runs from base 1 to 1824 and encodes 607 amino acids. The transcript has 4 exons. The record is from RefSeq and is a predicted model, not a curated record. Gene Ontology annotation, cellular component: actin filament; cytoplasm. Gene Ontology annotation, biological process: actin filament polymerization. NCBI's taxonomy places the organism in Eukaryota, Fungi, Ascomycota, Dothideomycetes, Pleosporales, Didymellaceae. Gene Ontology annotation, molecular function: microtubule binding; actin binding.
AUGUCGCGCCGCUACCCGACCGCCGAGCUGUACGAGGAGCGCGAGCGCGACUUCUACCGCAACGGCAACCGCAGCGAACGCAACUAUGAGGAACUCGACAUUGAGCUGCGCCGUGGCAGCGAUCCGCGCCGCAGUGCCGCCGACUUCCUCCGCGACGACCGCCCUACCACUGGGCCCAUGGUCCUCCGUGGGCGAGACCGCGACGAGGACACCUUCUCCAGAGCCCCGCCGCCGCCCCGCAGUCACCGCGGCGCCUUCGACGACGACAACAUCUCCAUCCGCAGCCGCCCACCGCCCCCACCCUCUAGCGUGAGAGAGCGCGAACUCGACGACAUCACCCUGCGCCGCAGUGACACGGGAGGCCGCGGCCGACGCGAGCUCGAACGCGAAAAGGACGAAAUCGACGUGACCAUCAAACGCCGCGAGCAGUCCAGAGGCCCUCCGCCACGAGAGGCCCGUUUUGAGCGUGACAUCCCCUUCCGCCGCGGCGAUGGCGCCCACCCCCGCCCCCGUGAAGUCAGCAUCGAGCGCGAAGAUGUCCGUUUCCGAGAGCGCGGCGACAGCAUCGACAUCCGCGCCUCUCGCAAGGACUUCAGCAGCGAUGGCCGCGAUGUCUCAGCCGAGCGUGACUCCAUCCGCUUCCAGGAGCGAGACGGCAACUUUGACAUCCGCGCUUCUCGCCGCGAGUUCAGCCGCAACGGCAGAGACCGCAGCGUAGAAAGAGAUUCUCUCGUCAUACGAGGCCGAGAGCGAUCUCUGCCAACGCCGAGCUCACGUGGAGAGCUGGUCGCUCGCGAACGGGAGGAGUUCGUUGUUCGCCGACCCCGUGAGCAGUCGCGAGGCCCCCGCGAGCGCGAAGUCGUCAAGGACGAGAUAGUAAUUCGUCGCAUGGAAGAGCGCUCGCCUUCUCCUGAGCCCUUGCCACCUCCACCGCCACCGCCACCAGCGCCCGAGCCAGAGAUCAGGCCUCCCAUCAUCCAGGAGAUCAUUACGCACCACAGGCACAUCGAUCAUGGUGUCGAGAGAGCCCGCUCGCCAACGCCCCCUCCUCCACCACCAGCGCCUCCUUCGCCCCCACGCAAUGAGCGCAUCGAGAUUGAGAUCAACCGUAGAGAAACCAGGAAAGGUGGACGUUCGACUGAGUUUGAGGAGCUCGACAUUGAGAUUGAUCGCAGCCGCAGCCGCAAUCAUGAUUUUGAGGUGAGAGCCCGCUCGCCCUCCUUCAGCCCUCCCAGACGUCGUUAUACUGCCCCUGCCCCUACCGAUUCCGAGUUCGAGAUUGAAGCCGAUUACUACAAUCGCAAAGCUUUGGAGCGCGCCUAUCCGGGCGAGGCUUGGAACGGUGCCACUACAGAUUGGACCAUCAUCGACGUUCCACCCGGCACGAAGCGAGUUCAAUUGGACGGAAUCGGUGGCGGCUCUCAGGAAGUCACCUGGCAGCGAUAUAACGGCGUCCGCCGUUCAAAGUUCAUCAGCGCCGAGGAUGAACACGUCACUGACAUUCUUACCCAGGGCCCUGUAAAAUCCAAGAAGAAGGACAUGUGGACAGAAGUGACAAAGGAUCUGGUGCUCCGCGAAGCCAUCGAUGUCAUGGGUUACAGGUGCGAAGAGUCGGAUGAUUUCUUCUACAUUAUGGAGUACCUGCGCUACGAGGACGUUCUUCACCUCGUCGAGAUUUCCGACGAUAUCCGCCGCAAGCGCAAGGCCCGCAUAAGGGAGAUUGAGUUUGAGCGUGAGGAAAUCCGCCGGCCGAGCUCAGCCUACGACGACCGCUACUACGAGCACGAGGUGUCAUUUGAUAGCCGCCGCAGCAGGUACCGUUAG